CUCUGCAUUCCCUGGGAUCCCACAGCAGGCGCCUGAACGUCAUCACGACCGCCCCAAGGGCCGUGCUAUCGAAAAUAAUUAAGUGUUCUUAAUUCCGUCAGCCAAUCACCGACCGCUUUUCAAUUUAAACCGUCCAACCGCUGACAUGGAAUCUUCUGUUACGAGUACUUGGGCCGCUAAGUGUACUUAAGUGAGUUAUAUUACGGCCUCGGGUGGGGAAGGUCAUCCAUCAUUUGAGUCCAGGCUCUAGCAUAUGGGGGAAGGGGGCCUCGUGCAUGAUUAUUUCCAUACUUAUUUAAAGGUUUGCUAUUUGGGGGAAAUGUUGGGAGUCUCAUUCACGAUAAUUUUUAUAUUUAAAGGUUUUGGCAUAGGCCCUUUCGUCGGCAAGCAUUUAAAUAUGCAGAAAUUCAAAUUCCCGAAACUAGUGAAGAAAGGUAGGGGAAUUCCAAGAUACAUUCACUCGUUAUAAUUUUUUAUAAAAUUUGCAUAUUGAAGAAGUAAAUCGCAAUUGAUGAAUUUAUCAAAUAUGGUCACUAUCAUUCUAAAUGCUAAUAUUGUUGCAAAUUUGGUGGCACAAAUGUUAAUGAAGUUAUCCAACUUCAAUUUAAUUAUAUUCCAUCAACUUGCUGUCAAUAAUUGAAUAGAUAAUUGCAACUUCUGGCAUUGUGAAAAGAGCAUGGGUUUCGUUGUCCGCGUUAAAAACUCACUUAAAUGCUCGUGUUCCAUUUAUUUGUCGUGGCAAUGGGUAAUGCUAUGAAUAGAGCGAUUUUCAAAUGAUAGGUGAUCGAUAGAAACAUGAUAUCGUAACCUCAAACACCAACUCUUCGCUGUUUUUUUUUUUUUGAGGGGGGAAAGAAAAGCUUUUUUUGUGACCGUAAGUGAUAACUUGCCCGCGGAAAAGCUAAGGAGACAAACGCACCCAAUUGCUUAUGCACGAAUACCAACAGCGACUCGCAGCCCGACACUCUCCAGAACUCCUGUUACAAAUUUUAAUAGCUGAUUUACAUGUCAUAAUUCACUGGUUACUUUGAUAGGCAAGGAUUUGAAAAGUUCUGUUGUCCAGUUAAUGUCAUCGUUUAGUUCUUAGCGAAUCUGAAAGUUCAUAGUUGUGGAAAUGUGAAGUUAUAUAGCACAGUCUUUGUCUCUUAAUCGUCCGAAAAAUGAGUAACUUCCUCUUGAAAGCGAUGCAAAUAGGUUAGUCAUGCGUAACUGGCCAUAAAUUCUAGAAGUACAAGAAUCAUUCUCGUACACAAUAUUGUGGGGUUUACCAAAUACCGAAGUUAAGAAACCGACCUUUAUACGCGCACAUGUUAGUGAUGUUACCGUAUUUACGAUUGAUUAAUUAAUCUUCGUACCAAGCAUGGACCUACAAGUUUGAUCGGUGGAAAGUCUCUCAUUUAUAUACUAUUCAGGUACUUAUAACCUGAUAGUCGUGAAGAUGAAGGCAUUACGGCGCCUUCUGCCCCCACCACGUACAGCGCUCACAUCGCAGGUGAGACGUUGCUCCGGCACCGACAGCGACGCUGGGGAGGCUCGGCUGGAGGAGCUUCUGAAGACGCGCUUCCCUACAGCCUCCGCCGUCCGCGUACAGGACAUCUCCGGUGGCUGCGGGUCAAUGUAUGAAGUCUGGGUAGAAUCUUCCGACUUCCAAGGACUGAGUCGCGUGAAGCAACACAGACUUAUUACAGAGGCGCUCGCCGAGCAGAUCAAGGACAUGCACGGGCUCAGGAUCUCCACGUCAGUCCCAGAAUCUUGAUCCUAUCGUUGAUCCUGAUGAGCAGAUCACUCUCUCCUGGUGAUCUUGCUGAUCAUUAGAUCUUCUUCUGGUGAUCUUACUGACCGUAGUAGGAUCACCUAAUUAAUUAACACCACCCACUGCUGUGCGCUUCUUUUUGCAGGCGCACAGAUGACGCCUCUGCAUGGGGUCAUCUUUGGUCUCAUUUCUUCCACUUCUAAAACGAUUAAUCAAUUUGUAGGUUGAUGAUUUAUUUGAGGCACUGUCACCAUAAACUUGUCCAAGAGAGUCAAUAAUUUAGCUGUUCUUCCACCCAAACUUCACCAUGAAUUUGAUGUUGAAGCUGGCCUCGAUUUCAGCAGAUGCCAUGUUGCAUGAACGGUUGUUGCAGAUAAAGCAGAGCCCCCGUUUGUAACAUUAAUUUAAGGGUUCUUGUGAUAACACGUCAUAUAACAUUGGUUCACGAUUGUUUUUGUGCAACAACAUAGUAUUCUUUUGAUAUAAUUUUAAGUCAUGGCCAUUUUCACGAAGUUUUAAAGAUCCCUCGUAUUAGCUUUAAUUUCAGGUUGCGCUAGGUCCAGGUGGAGUUUUUUGCACCUUUCAGGUUUUUUUUAAUAAAUAAAUUUGGUCAAUGUGGUAUGGAUUCAAUGUAGUAUAUUGCACUCGCAAGGCAGCUAGUCGCGAAAGGGUUAAUACAAUCAGUUACUUUAUCAAAUAUUCUCCCAAAGCUGCUGAAUUAUAUUUUAUUUUGGCUAGAAGAAUAUCUACGGCUAACUAUUAACAGUGAACUGUUGCUGUCGAGGGCGAUUUCCCGUAGCUAAUAACAUCAGAGGUCGUAGUAUCAGAAAUAUUUACAAGUUCGUAACUCCGUCAGUCAAUAACUGACGGUUUUUCGAGCUAGACCCUCCAAUCACAGACGAGAAAUUGGCGCUACCGUACGUGUACUUAAGCCGCUAUGU
Hyalella azteca is the source of this 2694-nucleotide messenger RNA. RefSeq names its product bolA-like protein 3. The coding region runs from base 1439 to 1756 and encodes 105 amino acids. The transcript is spliced from 4 exons. NCBI's taxonomy places the organism in Eukaryota, Metazoa, Arthropoda, Malacostraca, Amphipoda, Hyalellidae. The record is from RefSeq and is a predicted model, not a curated record.